This is a messenger RNA of Trichosporon asahii var. asahii CBS 2479, 885 nucleotides long. RefSeq lists its product as uncharacterized. The transcript is spliced from 4 exons. NCBI's taxonomy places the organism in Eukaryota, Fungi, Basidiomycota, Tremellomycetes, Trichosporonales, Trichosporonaceae. The record is from RefSeq and is a predicted model, not a curated record. Bases 1 to 885 code for a protein of 294 amino acids. Gene Ontology annotation, biological process: developmental process.
AUGAACCAGAACCCGCAAUAUACCGUCCUAAGAAUCAAGAGGAAGGCGACCGAGCCGCCACUUUCGUCUCUUGUCAUUGAAGAGCCAGGGCGUGCGCGGAAACGACGAGAUGUGAAGCAGCGUGGCGUGUUUAAACUGGCGGACACGGUGCCGGGGACGUGGGAGGGCAGUGGGCAUGAGGCGGACAAGCUGAAGGCGCCGGCGCCUGGACCGGCGUUCGGUGAGGUGCCAUCACCCGCGCCUCUAGAGGCGGUAUCGAAGACGAGCAGCACGGCGGGUAGCAAGCGUGGACGAGCAGAUGAUGACGAGCCAACGCGGCCCGGACCGACACCUUUACCCCACCACCGUGGAUCAUCCAACUCGCGACAAUACCGUGUAGUGCCUCGCGCACCAGCGUGGGAUCCAAACCUUCCCCCGCGCGUCAUCACGAAUGCGGAGAUUGAGGCGGCCAAGUCGGCGCUUCAGUUUAUCGACGCGCAGGCCGUCGCUGAGGAGGGGCAGGAUAAGGAGAUGUCCGCGUUCCAGGAUAUGCUGAACGAGUAUCUGAAAUUGGAGGGGUCUUCAGGGAUCAAGAACGUCAACGACGAUGAUGACGAGUAUGUGUACGACCUCUACUAUCGCGAUAUCAGCGGAGCGACAGCCGAGGGCGCCAACAUCGGUGCUCUGCUUGGUUACGAGGACCUGAGCCCGCCAUCUACGCCGCCGGACAGUGAGCCGGAGGAUGAGGCAGACGAGGACUCGAAUGACGAAGACUUCUACCGCAACGACUAUCCAGAGGACGAGGACGCGGACGAGGACAUGCUCGGCUUCGAUGACGCUUACUCGGAUGGCGAGUGGUCGAAGGAGGACUCGGAGGAGGAGCGCGACGUGUGGGACUACCGAUGA